UAUAAAGGUGCAUAGGUCUUUCAGAAUUUUCAGAAUUUAAGUCUUACAGCAUCUUUAGCUACGGAAAGAAUACGUGUCACAUGGUACCUAAACGGUUUGCAUUGGUUAAAUUUCCAUAACUAUAUAUAGCUCGUGAUUGGAAAUAACUACACCCUCUCGAUACACACUGUGUUUAAAAUUCUUUAAGUAUAGGUUAAAGUUGACUCAGAGAUGAUUGCCGACAUAUGACUUUGCGUGAAGAUGAAAAGAAAAUUGAGAACAUCAAAAUUAGUGAUGGGAUGAUGUGAUGAGAUGUGGCAUGAUGAAUUAGACGAAACAUAAAAGCCCAAUGAAAGGGACAUAAAAAUGAAUAAAAUACGUUGCAAUCGAUUAUUUGCUUACUAUAGAAACAGACAACUCUUCUUGGUGCUAGCCGUCGCAGCUCUCUGUAUUGUCGCUGUGGAGUUUGUUUUCAGUGGUGGACUGGAUGUGCAGACAUCUGAAACCAGAGUCCUCUUAGUUCACUUAAAAAGUAUCUUCAGGGAAGAGCAAUGGACUGAGCCAACAUUUUGCAAAUUUAUGGAGAUUAACCCCUACAGUUCAAACAUCAUGAAAAUUUCCGGAGUCGAUAAAAAAGCUGUAGAGUGUUCCGGCUACUUCCCAGAUUUGACCUACGUUAACGGAAGCAGACUCUUGGUGGACCAGAUGAAGAUACUCCAUGUCCAAAACUUCACUUCCUGUAAAUAUAGAAAUUUGUUCAGACAUACUGAUAAUAUCGUGAAGUCUGGAAACUGGAGUCAAGCUUUUACAAACUUUGUCGAGCUUCAGGAAGUUGAAGAAUUUAUUCUUGUCGAGUGCCGGAACAGUACGUCUGGGAUUGUUUCUAGGACGUAUCACGCACGUGUGCCCAGACAUAAUGAUGUGGUUGAGCUGAACCGUGUAAGGCUCAGGAAACGCCAAGUCGAGUCCGAUCCGACCGAGACGUUGAGCAUUAUAAUGAUAGGCAUGGACGGAACCUCAAGGCACCAGAUGAUGCGAGGAAUGAACAAGACCUAUAGCUACCUCAUGGGGGAGCUCAACUCCUUUGACUUGUCCAUGCACAAUCAGGUUGGGAGCAACACGUUCCCAAACCUCGUUCCUCUCUUAUCCGGACACACUGCUGAAGAGGUUGAGAGCUGGUGGGAACGGCUGCAACCCUUAGACCCCCUUGACACAUUAUGGAGGGACUUCACAAACGCUGGCUUCCAGACAUUGUUCUCUGAAGACUACCCUACGAUUGGCGCUUUACACUACUUGAAAAAAGGCUUUUUAUAUCAGCCUACUACGUACAACAGUCGUCCCAUCUGCCUAGCAUUGGAGCAUGACCACAACAUAUGGAGUCAGGGAUCAUUCUGUAUAGGCAAUACUCCAGAAACUAUGUUCCAUUUUGACUAUUUAAAUACUUUCUUAGAAACAGUUCAGGGGAAUCCAUAUCUCGCCAUUCUUUUCUUGAAGAAGCUUACGCACGAUGACACGACGAGAAACAACAUGGCAGAUCUUCAUACAUAUAACUUUUAUAAACUGCUACAGGAUAGCGGUAAACUUAACAAUACUUUGCUUAUAUCAUUUUCUGACCACGGUCCCCGUUGGGGGGCUAUUAGAGAAUCGGCUAACGGCAUCGUAGAAGGCCGCGCACCGUACGCCAUAUUUACUUUUCCGAACUGGUUUAUUCAGAAGUACCCGGAUGUUGUGGAAAACUUCCAGAAGAACACAAAACGCUUGACGACCCAUUUUGACACCCACGCAACACUUCGAGAUCUUCUGUAUUUUAAAGCUAGAAAAAAGAGCCCUCUAGCACCAUCAGUGCGCGGCCAGAGCCUAUUCCAAGAGAUUCCUAGAAACAGGACGUGUUCUGACGCUUCCAUACCGAUGGAAUUUUGCCUGUGCGGCCAGGAGACGAUGAUAGAUCUCCAUGUCUCCUCUAACAUCUCAAGAGGUUUAGCUGACAUCGUGGUCAGCGCUGUGAACAGAAAGCCCAACUCCUCUGUUUGCUCCCUUUUAAGAUUAAAAGCGGUCUUACAAAUUAGAACAGCUAACGUCUCUAGUCUCAACACCCGAGAUGUUCGCCUGUUUAAAGUUAAGGUUCAGACAGUUCCAGGCGACGCCAUCUACGAAGGCACUGUGCAGACUAAGUUUUGCACAGAUGCAGAGUUAUUGUAUAACUUGGCACAGUUAUGGAAAGGCAACUUAAGCAAUCCAUUGCACGUUAAGGUGGGAGACUCUAUAGACAGGCUCAAUUUAUACAGCGGCCAAGCAGACUGUGAGCUGAACCCUUUUAACAAACCCUACUGUUACUGUCAGAACUUGUUACCGGCUUAAAAGAACAUGAUAUUUCGGCCUA
Molecule: messenger RNA, 2359 nt
Organism: Biomphalaria glabrata
Lineage: Eukaryota; Metazoa; Mollusca; Gastropoda; Planorbidae
Exons: 3
Coding region: 346-2337 (663 amino acids)
Source: RefSeq, a predicted model, not a curated record